Lottia gigantea (owl limpet) is the source of this 1084-nucleotide messenger RNA. RefSeq lists its product as hypothetical. The transcript has 3 exons. The coding region runs from base 1 to 882 and encodes 293 amino acids. Gene Ontology annotation, biological process: regulation of translational initiation; poly(A)+ mRNA export from nucleus; regulation of translational termination. Gene Ontology annotation, cellular component: cytoplasm; nuclear pore cytoplasmic filaments; nuclear pore. Lineage: Eukaryota; Metazoa; Mollusca; Gastropoda; Lottiidae. The record is from RefSeq and is a predicted model, not a curated record. Gene Ontology annotation, molecular function: inositol hexakisphosphate binding; phospholipid binding; translation initiation factor binding.
AUGUUAAAAUGUAAAUCUAAUCCAUAUUUUCCUUUCCAGUUGAAGAAAUAUAAGUUUGAGUUACAGAAAGCUGUGAAUACACCUAUUAAUGCUAUAUCGGCUGAAAAAAGUUCUCACUUACAAGACAAACUACAGCGUCUAAAUCUCUUACUCUCUGGUUAUACUGUGGAAUCUACAGGAAAGAGAAUCAGCGCCAAGGAAGUUCCAGAAGGAAUAUUAUUCUGUAAAAAUCUAGCUGCCAGAAUGAUUGUGAAAAAAGGCAGUGAACAAGUAGCAUCAAAACAUGAAACAGCAUUUGGUAUAGCAGCAGUAACAGUUGGUAUUUGGUGUAAUAGUCCUGAUUUCGGAGAUUUAAUAUUGGCCCACUUUCAUCAAGCCUGUCCCUAUACAGUACCUGUUAGUCUUCCUAAACUAGAUGAACAGUCUAUAGAAACAUAUCAUAAAUUAUUAGGUUACAAGGUAGAAGAUGGAGUUAUUGAACCACAAGAUAAAUUCUUAAAGAGGAUGUCUGGUAUCAUGCGCUUGUAUGCUUCAAUAAUAGUCACACAUCCACCAAAGGGAAGUAACUGUCAACACCCACAUGGUUUAGAAUUUGCAUGGAUCUGGUUAUCGCGAGUGUUGAAUACGGAACCACAGCCUGAUAUUACAGCCACUAUGAUCUAUGAUAUGUUAAGUGUAACAGGACAUGCAUUGUUUGAACAAUAUCGCAGCCAAUUCUUAAAAUUGUUAUCUUUUCUUAUUAAACAAUAUAUUCCAAAAAUACGAUCAGUGGCUGUUGGCGGUGGGCCUGUUUCUCGACUUCAGACUUUCGUUGAAACUGUAAUAAAAAAUUCAGGAAGAAUUGCUAAACCUGAAGGAAUUUUACCUCCAAAUUUUAUUUAGAAAUCUUGUGCAAUAUAUAUUGUACUUGUGAAUGAUAAUCAAAUUUUGGCUUGAAAUGCUCUUAAAGUUCAUAUUGAAUUUUAAUCGAAUCUUAAAUGCAAACUUACUAUGAAAUACUUGUUCACCAAAAUAGAAUUUGUUAUUUUGUUAUUGUAAAAUAUCAAAUAUAUGAAAUGUGGAAUAUUGUUAAAAAUAUUUUUGU